This is a messenger RNA of Aaosphaeria arxii CBS 175.79, 1450 nucleotides long. RefSeq lists its product as uncharacterized. The transcript has 2 exons. The record is from RefSeq and is a predicted model, not a curated record. The coding region runs from base 311 to 1450 and encodes 379 amino acids. Gene Ontology annotation, molecular function: chloride channel activity. Lineage: Eukaryota; Fungi; Ascomycota; Dothideomycetes; Pleosporales.
CCGCAACCUGUAAGUAACCUGGAACCUGUAACCUGCUCAGACCCCAACCCCAACCCCCCAGCCUCACGACUCCUCCUCCACCUCCAUCUUCCAUCUUGGAAUAGCUCUAUCUACUUGAAGUUAACCUCAACGUAUCCCAUCAAUCCCCCCGCAGGUUUCAGGCAAUGUCUCCUUGUCCUCACUCACUUCCUCAAAUACCCUGAUUGAUCUAUGUAUGAUCUCUGACCUCUGACCUUUGAUCUUUGACCUCGCCUCACCUCACAGCUCCCCUCCCCUACAUCUUCAUCUGAUAUCUACAUUGACACUGACCAUGCCCUCACUACCCCACGAACCUAUCCGUCGACCAACCUAUCCCCUCGCCCACUCAUUCCGCCGCAAGCCCCGACGAGUCCCCCUCGUCCUCCGCCUCGCCCAUGGCUCAAUCCACAGCAUCGUCAUCCUCCCCGUGCUUCUGCACUCCCUCUUCACGGUCCUCGUCGUCUACCUGGACCGCAAUGUCGACGGCAGCCUGGGCCUCCCCUCGACCAUCAUCCCCUCCCUCUCCAUAGUCGUGGGCCUGAUGCUCGUCUUCCGGAACAGCACCAGCUACGACCGCUUUUGGACGGGACGGAACUGCCUCACCACCAUCUCUACGAGCGUGCGGAACCUAUCGAGAAUCAUACUCAUCAACGCGAGCAAAGGCCUAGGACUCAGCAAAGCCGAGCAAGCAGAAACCGAGAAGAUCAUCCGCGUGCUCCUCGCAAUCCUCUACGCCAUCAAGCACAACCUUCGCGCCGAAUUCAACAUCCCACCCGCCUCCAUCGCCAACGACCAACCCCCCUCCCCAGAUUCCCCCUCCUCCCCAACCCUCCAAACCCCCCGACGCCCCAUAACCACCCUCUCCCGCCGCAACUCCCUUGCCGAAGAACACGGCAUCUACACCGCCUCAACAGACUACACCUCGCUCCUCCCGCCCAACCUCCUCGGCUACGAAGACCGCGGGCUCUCCCUGCCCCUCCAACUAACCCUCCUCGUCGAACGCUACAUCCACCUCUCCCACAACGCCAAAUCCUGGGUGCACGCGCCCUUAGCAUCGCAAAUGACCGUGCAGCUCAACUCCCUCGUCGACGCGUACGGCCGCAUGGAAACGAUCCGCUCGACCCCGCUCCCCAUCGCGCACCUCAUCCACCAGAAACAGGUGCUCGCGCUGUUCACGUGCUUCCUGCCGUUUACGAUCGUGGAUGACUAUGGGUGGUAUGCGGUGCCGAUUGUGGCGAUCAUUGCGUUUACGCUGUAUGGGAUCGAUGGGAUUGGCGGCGAGCUGGAGGAUCCGUUUGGGUAUGAUAGGAAUGAUAUUAAGAUGGAUGGGAUUGUCGAGGAUGCGAGGAGGGAGGUUAUGGUGUUGCUUGAGGAGUGGAGGGAUUGUGCCGAGGGGAGGGGGAAUGGGGCGGUGGGGGGGAUGUUUGAGUGA